Molecule: messenger RNA, 798 nt
Organism: Knipowitschia caucasica
Lineage: Eukaryota; Metazoa; Chordata; Actinopteri; Gobiiformes; Gobiidae
Source: the annotation of a GenBank genome assembly
AUGCUCCUCACGUUCUUCAUGUCUACAAUGGUCAUGGCGCGGUUCACCUGCUGCGUGUGCGUGUGCGUCCUGCUGCUGGCCGCCGGCGGGGCCCAGGCGCUGCGCUGUGAUUGGCUGGAUCACUACAGUGACCGCACCGCUGUUUGUCUGCAGGAGCUCAGCAGGAUGAGGAUGGCAGCGGGUGACUUGAGCACUGACCUCCCAUUUCCAAACGGACUCUACAACCGCAGCAGCCGCAAACACGUGGGAUCUCAGCUGCUGUUUGUCCAGCACAGCCUUCAGCACCUGCUCUGGCUCUUCAGAAACCUGUCCCAUGUGGGCCGAGACACAAACCUGUCCCAUGUGGGCCGAGACGCGGGCCUGUCCCGUGUGGGCCGAGACGCGGGCCUGUCCCGUGUGGGCCGGGACACUGAGCGCUUCCUGUCCGCUCUGCACAGCCAGAUAAGCCGAAUGCAGCCCUGUGUCUCCACCAAUCACAACCAGAGCUUCGUGGAACAGGUGCUUUCUGCUCAGCUCAGCAGGUACUACGGACAGCUCCUCAACAGCACGCUCAACACCCCCAAUGAAAGCUCCUCAUCGCGGCAAAGCCUGAAGGAGCUGACCCGGCUUCACCUGCACCGUCUGGACAUGCAGGUGGAGUCCAUCCGAAAGCAAAGACACGGGCCCCGAGGAGACACGGGCCCCGAGGAGACACAGACCCCGAGGAGACACAGGCCCAGAGGAGACAGGAGGAGACGCCGCAUUUCGUCACCAGAGGGCGCUACAGACACUAUCUCCUGCCCUAGCCAUAGAUUUUAA